Marchantia polymorpha subsp. ruderalis is the source of this 2273-nucleotide messenger RNA. NCBI's taxonomy places the organism in Eukaryota, Viridiplantae, Streptophyta, Marchantiopsida, Marchantiales, Marchantiaceae. The record is from the annotation of a GenBank genome assembly.
GGGGAUGGUCCAAUUUCACCAUUGCUUACUACGGGCUGUAGGACGCAAUGGUGAGAGCUUAAAUUUCUCGAGAAGUUCAGAAUCUUAGUGCUCGCGAUAUCACCGUGGUUCUUGUUCCGAGACUAUCGGAAAUUUAUAUCCAGGAAACUCUUAGAUGUCUAUGCACGAUGACAUGCUUUAAGAUUCAAGCGAAAGUUAUUGUUUACACCGGGGAUCUUCUGACUAACUGAGGAGGCAGGAUCACACCACGACCUUUCUCUGAAACGUGAAAUUAGAUAGUGACCUCGAGAGUAGAUUCUCCAAGAAGAACCCACUCGCACAACAAAAGAACGAGAAGAGUCCAAAUUGUAGCCAAUAGCGCAUUUGAAAGUUCGACAGAAUUUAGCUUGAUAUGAGAGAGAGAGAGAACUGUUUCUGGAAGAUCAAAACUACACGAAGAAGAUAAGAAGCUCCGAGGAGUACGUUUCAUCUUAUGGAGAGAGACUUUGAAAUACGGCCAUUGUAUCAAGUUGAAGGACGAGCGAAGGGCAGAAUAGGAGCCUAGAGAUUGGUGGAUUUCUCGUGACGCAGUCUGUCUUGUGGGGUAUGGAGACCAGUCGAGCUCAACGAAUCCAGUAACGCUCGUUUCGGGGCCACGUCAAUAGCAAUGGCAACAGACGCUGUAACUAGUUUAGAACCAUCACCUUUCUCGUUCUAGUUACAGCGUCUGUGUGGGAGCUAAGUUCACUGCAGCAACGACACACCAUCCUAAAUCUUCUGGAAAAAUCGACAUCAGAUGCAGUAGAUCCUCUUGGACGGAACAGCCGGAGACUGCAUCUAGUAACCUCCUUCACCUUCAAUCUUCCGCAUCAAACCAACAGCAGCCAGGUGGACGUACGGGUGCAAACGCAACGAAAGUGAAACUGGAACUGUGUCGAAAAGCAUACAGGUCUGGAUUCAUGAUCGAUACCACGACUCAGAAACUUAGAAUCAUGACUGGCAGUCUUAUAAGGCGGAUUAGAAUGCUAAGUACCACAGAAGCUGGAGAGAAAUGAGUUGUUUGGAAGACAAGGAACACGAAGAAAGGUGUUCAGAUAUCGCAAAUCUUAGGAUCUAGAACACACGAUGUCCGAAGCAGCUGACAAUGUGGAAGUUGCAGAAAGGGUUCGGGAUUCCAAGCCACUGAAAGAUGAGGAAAGCGCAAUUUGUGGAGCUCCGAGAGCGAUCGAUGGAGAGAAGGAGAAGGAAGACCUGAAGGAGAUCGGACAUUAUGCAGUUGGGCGGCACAACGCUCAACAUGGAAAGAAGUUGAAGUUCGGAAAGAUAGUCUCAGGGACGAGGCAGCUGGUCGCAGGCACUCUCUAUCGCCUCGUCAUCGAAGCCACGGAUGAGGAAGACGGGGCUGAUGCCGCAGGCAAGCUCUUUGAGGCGACAGUGUAUCACAGGCCGUGGGAAAAUCACCGAUCGCUGGAGCAUUUCCAGCUUCACGAGCCUGCUGCUCAAGCUUGAUGCCUUGAAUUUCGUUGGGCGCUGUAUUCGGUGGAGGAGCUGCUGUCCGGAAUGGCACACUAAAUGACGAGGUGAGCCUCAUUCUGCUCUGGAGAAAUCUCAGGGGACCUUAGAUAUACCGUCAUUAUUUAAGCAAGACGAGAUUUGUCAAAGUUCAGCGAAUGCAGCACUGUCCUCAUAAACUGGCUCACACUCUUCACACGCUCCGUGAGAUGCCCUUGUUGUUAACAGUGACAGGAGAGAUAUUAUCGUGAUGAACUGUAAGACAAUAGUUUGGUUGUAGACGUCUGUGUUAGACAAAUAUUGAAUAAGAUAUUGGACAGCUCAAGUUCACUUCAGUGCUAUUAGUUUCUGGAUAGCCAUGUCCGUCAUCCUCUUUCGGGUAUGAUUGUCUUUGUGAAGUUCUCGCAAGUCUCUCAUGUUCUCGGUGAGAAAUUCAUUUCUGAGUUCGAGACUUUCGCUUCAGUGAUGCAUGUCCGUUGAUAGUGGAACUGCGCUAAUGUUGGCAGUCCGAUGACGAGGUGUGACACCAGACUUGGCGAGCUUUCCGUCAGUGUUGCAGCACUGGUCAUUUCCUAAACCGACUUGUCUAGGAGUCAGUUGUUUUAAUGUCACAACCACCACGUGAUUAAUCGAGUAAGCCAGAUUACAGCACAAGAAGGCUUUGCCCAUUGCUCCUGUACCGCCCUGCCAUUGCUGGAAGUAACAAAAUCACAUAUUCACCCAUUUUUUCACAAUCCGUUCGUUUUCCUUUGCUCUUCCUUCUCUAGAGCUUACUAGAAACU